This is a messenger RNA of Rhododendron vialii, 357 nucleotides long. RefSeq lists its product as uncharacterized. The coding region runs from base 1 to 357 and encodes 118 amino acids. The record is from RefSeq and is a predicted model, not a curated record. NCBI's taxonomy places the organism in Eukaryota, Viridiplantae, Streptophyta, Magnoliopsida, Ericales, Ericaceae. The transcript has a single exon.
AUGGCAAACAAAGAGAAAGAUAAGGAUCCUAGUUCGAUUGAUGUACUAGGAUCUGAUGACCCAUACUUCAUACACCAUUCAAACAACCCUACUGCUGUUUUAGUUUCUCCACUUCUUUCUGGAGAUAACUACGGAACAUGGCUUAGUGCAAUGACCAUGGCACUUCGCACUAAAAAUAAACUUGGCUUUGUCGAUGGUUCAAUCGAAGAGCCCAAGGAAACCACCCAACUAUGUCAAUGGGAGCGCUGCAAUGACCUUGUCAGUUCAUGGAUCCUCAACUCCACAGAAAGUGAGAUCCGUGUUAGUAUUCUAUACGCACAAACUGCGAGGGAAAUAUGGAUCGAUCUACAUGAUUGA